CCGCCCCGCCCGCCGGUCCCCGCCGGUCCCCGUUGGUCUGUCGCGGUCCGGCACGGGUGCGGUCGUUCGUUCCGGAGCGCUCCUCUGUCCCGACGCGCACGCCCCUCCCGCUCCGCCACCUCCCGCCCCGCGGUGCGAGCGAGAGAGAGGCACAUGCCGAGACGUCGGCCGGCCGGCACCCCGCACCAUGGCUCGCUUCAAGGCCAUGGCGACGUCGCGGUGCGCCCCGAUGGCCGUCGUCGGCGUGCUCCUGCUCGUAGGAGUCGCGCUGGCCCAGGACGCCGUGGCGCCCAGUGCGGCCAACGCGUCCGCGAUCCCGCCGCCGGCGCCCGCCGGCGCCUCUGCCGAGGGCCGCAUUGACGUGUCGAGCCAGAAGCUGCGCUGCCUGUACCUGCCGGGCGUCAAGUCCUCGCCGGACGCCCCGCCGCCCACGUACAUCGACGCGUCCAACAACCUGCUGACGGACGUGGGCGACAACGCGCUCACGGGCUUCUUCCUGCUGCGGUACCUCAACCUGAGCAGCAACCUGCUGCACGAGUGGGGCCGGGUGCCGUUCCGGGACCUGCGCUCGCUGCAGCUGCUCGACGUGUCGCGCAACCAGCUGCGCAACGUGGACCGCGUCGUGCUCGAGCCCCUGCAGGCGCUGCGCCGCCUCAACCUGAGCGGUAACCGGAUCCAGUACCUAGACGGGGCCGCCUUCCCGCGCCUCGAGCGCCUCCACGACCUGGACCUCACGCGUAACGACAUGGAGGUUAUUGCCGACGACGCGUUCGCGCGGCUGGGCGCGCUGCAGCGGCUGGACCUUCGCUGGAACCGCCUGUCCACGCUGGGCGAGCGCACGCUGCGCGGGCUCACCGCCGUCCAGAGCGUGCUCCUGGGCGGCAACCUCAUCUCCGAGGCCGUGCCCGGCGCGCUGCAGGGCCUAAACUCGCUCAGCGAGAUCUCGCUCGCCGACAACGGGCAGGUGGUGGACCUGGUGCUAGUGGGCAACCGGCUGCAGCGCGUCGACCUGAGCCGCAUCGGGCUGAGCGCCAUGCCGGCCGCACUCACGCGCUCGGUGCGCGCGCUCGUGCUCCCGGGCAACAACGUGCGCAUCAUCAGCUGCGGCGACCUCGACAGCUUCCCGCUGCUGCAGGCGCUCGAGCUGAGCGGCAACGGGCUGGCGCUGGUCGAGGACGACGCGCUCGGCCGGCUCGAGCAGCUCGAGAUGCUUGUGCUCAAGAACAACUCGCUCAUGAUGAUCCCGCCCAGCCUGCCCGAGAGCCUCGUCACCCUGCAGCUGCAGCACAACCAGAUCCGACACAUCGGCGCUAACGACCUGCGCGGUCUGCGGCGCCUGGAGCGCCUCGACCUGAGCCACAACCAGGUGCACCACAUACACGACGGCGCCUUCCGCUUCCUGGAGAGCCUCCAGGAGCUGGACCUGUCGGGCAACAAGCUGCAGGAGCUUCGAGCCGCUGCGCUGGCCGGUCCCGUCGGCCUGCGUGUGCUCGGCCUGGCGCACCUCACAGAGAUCACGGCGCCGGCCAAGUGGCUGCCCUUCCCCAUCGAGCGGCCCGAGCGGCUGCAGAGCCUCGACCUGGAUCAGAGCCCCCAGCUGGCGAGGCAGCUGCUCGCCGACACGGCCGCCCUCAUGGCCAUGCCCCACCUGAACCAGCUGCGCCUCGCCUCGGACGAGCUGCACCACCUGCGGCCCGACCUGCCCCGCCUGCUUGCCCACCUGACGCACCUGCGCCUGGCCGACAACCCAUGGCACUGCGCCGGCCUGCGCUGGCUGCCCCGCUGGCUGCAGGUGCUGGACGCCGCGUCCGCCACCAACGCCACCUGUCGGCAACCGGCGGAGCUCGCGGGACUGAUGCUGCGCAACCUGACGGCCGCGCACUUCAACAGCUCGCAGCUCGAGGACGGCGACGAGGAGGACCCGCCGCCGCCCCUCGCCCUGCCGCUGGCCGGGCCGGCGCCCGACGAGGAGGUCUCCAUCCCCAUCAACGAGUACAAGCGCAUCAUGAUCGAGCUCAACAAGACGCUGGCGCGCGAGGCCGCGGCGGCCGCGGCCGCGUCCUCCACGCCGGUGCCCGGUCUGGCGAGCCCAACCGCCCAGCCCACGGGCCUGCCCGUCAACGCAGUCAACCUCACGUCACCUGUGGAGACCACCGACGCGCCGCUACCGCCACCUGUAGCGGCCGCCUUGUCCGCAGCCAUAAACGUUCCAGUUGCUGCGACGUCAACCGCUGCCCCAUCGACCGAAGAAAAGACUCUCGGCCCGACCCAAGAUCCAACCCUAAAGCCAGGUCCGGAUCAAACCUCGGCAACCCCUUCAGGGUCAACUAUUGGGUCCACGGUGUCCACACCUGCUCCAGCAUCUACCGUGCAAUCACAAGCGACUGGUACGACUGGGCCCGUCUCCACUAUCUCAGCGAGUACGACAACCUCUGCCCCACCAACAUCCAGUACAUCGAGGCCAUCGACGCAAGGCACGCCUACGACGAGAGGAGUCCCCAUCGCUCCCCAGGCACUCGUCGGGACCGCUCAGCCCCGAAGCAGCGUAAGCGCGUCCACGCCGACCCCCACCCUGGGCACCAGCACGAUCAGCGCCUCGCUGCCGAACGCAACCUCCGCAAAGCCGGCUGCAGGAGACAAACCCGUCGCCGAAGAGCAGGUUGCCGACAAGCAGACGGUCACGGGGGCACCUACCGUCGUGCCCACAGGUGGGUCACCCACCACCCAGUCCAAUUCAGGGGCACCCACCAUCACGCCCACGACGGGGACACCUUCCAUCAGACCCUCCUCAGAGGCACCAACCACCAUGCCCACCACGGGCGCACCCACUACUGGGCCCACAACUGGAGCGCCCACCACAGGGACACCGUCCAGCACUUCCCCCAGCACGCCCCCCAGCACGCCCCCCAGCGGCGCCCCCCACAGCACGCCCAGCGGCGAGCAGUUAAAGCGGCACGUCGUCGAGCUCCAGAAGGACGGCGGGCGGGGCGCGCUGGUGGCGCUGCGCCACGCCGGCCAGCCGGCCGAGGAGCCGGCGCGCCACGACACGCACACCUCCUCCGUGGUGGCCAUGUUCGCCGUGGCCCUGUGCUGCUCGGUGGCCAUGCUGCUCGCCUUCGCCAUCACCAGGAACUCGCGCCACCGCCGGCAGCAGCUGCUGCGGCUCCACAGCAUGGAGGACCUGGUGCUGCGGGGCCGGGGGCCAGACUGCGCGCACCACCGCGGCGGCAGCCUCGAGCACUGCGGCCCGCACUGCGGCACCGCAGCCGGGCCCGAGCUGUGGUGACCCCUGCUGGCCACGCUGGCGGGGGGCGGCUGCAGCGCGAGCACCAGGGCCAGGAGGCGGCAGGAGGGCGACGAGGCCGGCUGGCCGGUCCACGGCGGCCCCGGCCUCGCUGGCCUGAGCGAGAGUGACCUGAGUGAGAGUGAAAGUGCCUUCUUCAAGUCCUUGGAGGACGGCUGAAUGAUCGUGCCACUGUGUGAGUGAAUGAGUGAGCGUGCGUGUGUGUGUGUCCUUGGCAGUGCUGAGUGAAGUCCAACCUUAGUGAGGACCGAGAGGCGUAUCUGGAGGUGAGCAAGAUGUAAUUCGCAGGCGUGUUUUGCGACACAUUCUGCACCACGGCUACCUUGUUUUGUGACAAGUUUGUAAGGUGUCAAAGGUGCCUCCGACUCAUUGCUUUCGUGCUGUUCUCUUCAAUAAGGAAUGUAGGGCAGUCAAAGUCACUCGACAAACUUUCGAACAAAUCGCGAGAGAAUUGCUGAAACAUUCAAGGCCAGGCUAAAGCUGGCGCGCCGGCCGGAGGCACUUUUGACAUCAUGGCCACUUCUUAAUGGGACAAUAUAAGGAGUAUUAUUAAAAUGGUGCAGAUCGACAAGACUGUUGUGUACUGGAAGCAGCCACCCUUAACUUCUUGCGAACAAAAUUGGAGGCGUUCGCCAAAUUAUUUCACGGGUGCUUUUUUUUUUAAAUAACUGUCAUGACACUUCCAUCAUGUCAUUGGCCAAACGUGAGAAAAUUCUAUUCGCAACGAGUUAAGAGUGUAUUUAAACGAAUAAUUACGAGACAAGGGCGAGGCGAGACUUGAAUUAAAAUGGAGCCCAUUCCUAUUCGUGGGAACGGGUGGACGGCGCGGUCCUCGAGAGCAAAAGAACCACCAUUACGACUAGUCCGCUAUAUUGGCUUGAGAUGGCAAAGCAGCACACAGACGGCUAAAUAACAUUUUCGUCCUGUAAAAGUUGCCCCACUGCCCUAAAGAACACAGACGACGCAAAUUCGGAAUGAGACAGAGAGAGAAAACUAACGCAAAGAUAAAGAUACACAGCGCGCAAGUCGAGACGAAUAGCAAACUUGGAAGAAAACACGAUAAAGGGAGCGAGAAAGCCAGAGCAGCGUAGCAGGACAGUCGGGCCUGGGGGUGGGAGAUACAGAGGGGAGAGGAUAGAAAGGGGGAGGAGGGGGCGACUCCAUCCGCCUGCGGGGGGCGGCCGAGGCGCCCCGAUAUCGUCUGCCUCCGUACUCCGUGCCGCCAGGGCAUAGGAUCCACAGCAAACUCGCAUUUUGUUUGCGGGAUACAUAUCUACCGGUAAAUAUUUGUACUGCUGCUACUGCUCCCUAUGGAUGUGCUCGCGGGGGGCAAAGUCAUAACCUCACUUCUCACUCGAUAACGGACGGGGCGGUAGAAAAGGCCAAAGCUCGCGAAACAACCUGACUGGUACGACGGAGCAGAGUAGUACUUAAAGAGUGAGGCGUCGGGAUCGUAGAAAGAAAA
This is a messenger RNA of Frankliniella occidentalis (western flower thrips), 4769 nucleotides long. RefSeq names its product leucine-rich repeat-containing protein 4-like. Lineage: Eukaryota; Metazoa; Arthropoda; Insecta; Thysanoptera; Thripidae. The record is from RefSeq and is a predicted model, not a curated record. Gene Ontology annotation, molecular function: protein binding. Bases 188 to 3286 code for a protein of 1032 amino acids. The transcript has a single exon.